GUUUUCUUAUUUCCCUCAUGUCUCUCUAUAUAUACACGUUAUAUUCACACUCAUUCACACAUACAUUUCAAUUUCAUACACGUUAUCAAUCUCUCUCCAUUCUCAAAUUUCACAAUAUUCUUGUGGAUUCUUACAUUUCUUAAUCAAAUUUUAAAAGAAAGAAAACAAAUGGACGCAGCAAGUAGUGUUGACGAGAGCUCAACAAGUACAGAUUCGGUUCAUACUCCGGCGAAGAUUCCUCCGGCGACGGCAAGAAAGUCGUCAUCUCCGGCGAGUCUGUAUAGAAUGGGAAGCGGAUCAAGCGUGGUUUUGGAUUCUGAGAACGGCGUCGAAGCCGAAUCAAGAAAGCUCCCGUCGUCAAGAUUCAAAGGCGUCGUUCCUCAGCCAAACGGAAGAUGGGGAGCUCAGAUUUACGAGAAGCACCAGCGAGUGUGGCUCGGCACUUUCAACGAAGAAGACGAAGCUGCACGUGCUUACGACGUCGCAGCUCACCGUUUCCGCGGCCGUGACGCCGUCACGAAUUUCAAGGCUGACACGACGUUAGAUAACGGAGACGAAAUCGAGUUCUUGAACGCACAUUCGAAAGCUGAGAUCGUUGACAUGUUGAGGAAACACACUUACAGAGAGGAGUUAGAGCAGAUGAAACGUAACCUACACGGUAAGGGAAACACGAAGGAGACGGCGUUUGCUGCCGUUAGGAUAGCAACGGGGUUUAAAACGGCGGAGACUCUGUUUGAGAAAGCGGUAACGCCAAGUGACGUCGGGAAACUAAACCGUUUAGUGAUACCGAAACACCAAGCGGAGAAACAUUUUCCGUUACCGUUGUCAGGAGACGUCUCCGUGAGAUUGACGCUGUUAAAUUUCGAGGACGUUAACGGAAAAGUGUGGAGGUUCCGUUACUCGUAUUGGAACAGUAGUCAAAGCUAUGUGUUGACUAAAGGUUGGAGCAGGUUCGUUAAAGAGAAGAGAUUGUGUGCCGGUGAUUUGAUCAGUUUUAAAAGAUCCAACGGUCAAGAUCAGCAGUUGUAUAUUGGGUGGAAAUCGAAAUGCGAGUCGGAUCAGGAUACGGGUCGGGUGGUUGUGAGAUUAUUCGGCGUUGACAUUACUUCUUUGAAGUCUCAAAACGAUCUCGUAAUGAAGGAAGAAACGGAGAUGCUGUCUUUAAGGUGUAAUAAAAAGCAACGCCUUGUAACUACAAUUUAGCAACUCUUUCUCUUUGGUCUGUUUUUCUGUAAUUUCCUGGGAAAAAAACGUUUUUAACUACUUGUUGCCGACAUGAUUUACUAUUGGAACCUUUAUUAUUUAA
Messenger RNA from Brassica napus (rape), 1306 nucleotides. Its product is annotated as AP2/ERF and B3 domain-containing transcription factor ARF14. The transcript has a single exon. NCBI's taxonomy places the organism in Eukaryota, Viridiplantae, Streptophyta, Magnoliopsida, Brassicales, Brassicaceae. Gene Ontology annotation, biological process: regulation of DNA-templated transcription. Gene Ontology annotation, molecular function: DNA-binding transcription factor activity; DNA binding. The coding region runs from base 169 to 1203 and encodes 344 amino acids. The record is from RefSeq and is a predicted model, not a curated record.